AUGCAUCUCAUCUGCUACAGGCAGAAUCUAUUACAGCCAGCAAGGGACACAGAGGAGCAAAGGGUUCUAGUCUGCGGACUAGCGCAACGCGUUCACCACUCUUCGUUGAUAUUUCUAGCUUCCCUGAAUCCUAAUUUUUCUGCGACCGCUAUGCCACUCGAUGAAAUCCAGUACCCUCCAGGAUUUGGGCUCAAGGAUGUUGUAGCAUGGGGGAGCACAGGGCUUAUUAUUCUGGAUGCGGCCACGCAAACUGUCAUCAAAACACCUUUCGAUGACGAAUUCCGCCCUUCAAUCCAGAGAGAACGACUGAUCUACGAGAGGCUUACUGAGCUCGGGGGACACGACGGGAUACUGUCAUACCACGGUGGUGUUGAUGGAGGGGGAAUUCGCCUCGGAUACGCCUCAAAGCAUGACUUGCAGUCUUUUAUCCAACAACAGAACAGUCUCGACCUCCGCCUCCGCCUGCGUUGGAUGAUUCAGCUCGCCGAAACUCUCCAUUUUAUCCACAAUGCUGGCAUUAUCCAUGGUGAUCUAACGACAUCAAACAUGUUCUUGGACGACAGACUCAACCUCAAGCUUGCUGAUUUUGCAGGAUCAUCGAUUGACAUGGAGCCCCUCCUCGUUACUGUCACCGUCAGUUAUGAGUACCCAGGUGAUCUAUUAUCUACACAAGCAGAUAUUUUCGCGGUCGGGUCAGCGAUGUAUGAAAUCAUGACUGGCGAAAGGCCGUAUUCCUCAUUGAGUGAGGUUGACACCCGGAAGCGAUACCAGAACAAGGAGUUUCCAGACAUCGCCUCACUAGGCAGCUUGGGGCAUGUCAUCAGGGCAUGCUGGGAAGGCAGCUACAGCAACAGCAAGGCUUUGGCGAAAGAUCUCAAAGCAAUUCAAGAAACAUCGAACACGGUUGCUAGCGAUACAUGGCUCCCUCACAUUCUCUUCGGUAUUGGUGCGAUCGUUCUGGCUGCUCUCGUCUAUAGGAAGUUAGCGAGAAUAAGUUAA
This is a messenger RNA of Ustilaginoidea virens, 999 nucleotides long. RefSeq lists its product as uncharacterized. The transcript has 3 exons. Bases 1 to 999 code for a protein of 332 amino acids. The record is from RefSeq and is a predicted model, not a curated record. Gene Ontology annotation, molecular function: protein kinase activity; ATP binding. Gene Ontology annotation, biological process: protein phosphorylation. NCBI's taxonomy places the organism in Eukaryota, Fungi, Ascomycota, Sordariomycetes, Hypocreales, Clavicipitaceae.